Molecule: messenger RNA, 1683 nt
Organism: Trichoderma atroviride IMI 206040
Lineage: Eukaryota; Fungi; Ascomycota; Sordariomycetes; Hypocreales; Hypocreaceae
Biological process (GO): transmembrane transport
Cellular component (GO): membrane
Molecular function (GO): transmembrane transporter activity
Source: RefSeq, a predicted model, not a curated record
AUGGCGACUGUACUUGCCAAAGGCUCGAAAGACCCGUCUUCUGUCUCGACAGUGUCGCUAGACAGCAUUUCUCCGCCGCUUGGAGUUCCCAUAACCGAAAGAAAGUCAUGGUUUAAGAAAGGAUCAUCAAUUGACAAAGAUGCCAUUGCCACUCAGCUUAGCGUUUUUGAUGAUCCCGAUACGGCGGAAAAGUACCAGCCAAGAGCAGAUUGGGAAAAUAUCCACCGAUUCGAUCCCAGUUUUAGAUGGACUUGGCGGGAGGAGCUGAAACUCAUCCGGAAGAUUGACUGGUACAUCACGUUCUGGGCAUGCAUUAUGUUCAUGGCUCUCGAGCUUGAUCGUUCCAAUCUUUCACAAGCCCUUACGGAUAACUUUCUUACUGAUCUCCACAUGACAACUAAUGACUACAAUCUCGGUAAUACAGUGUUCAAGCUGUCUUUCCUCAUCGCAGAACUUCCAUCACAACUAGUUUCGAAAUGGAUGGGCCCCGAUCGAUGGAUUCCGAUGCAAAUGUGCAUCUGGAGCAUUAUCGCAGGUGCACAGUUUUGGUUAUCCGGUAGAUCAUCAUUCCUUGCCACGAGAGCCUUGCUUGGAAUUGUUCAAGGUGGAUUUAUUCCAGAUAUUAUUCUGUACCUUUCAUACUUCUACAGGCAUGCGGAAUUAUCGAUCCGGCUUGGCUUCUUUUGGACUGCUCUGAGCUUGGCAGAUAUCCUCUCAGCAUUGCUCGCGUACGGGCUGCUACACAUGCGAGGCAUUGCAGGAAAGUCUGGAUGGAGAUGGCUUUUCCUUAUUGAAGGCCUUCUGACUCUCGUUAUUGGACUCUUCGCUUGGCUCCUCAUGCCACCUGGCCCCUGUCAGACGGCGAGCUGGUUUAGAGGCAAAAAUGGAUGGUUUAGCGAACGAGAGGAGAAAAUCAUUGUCAACCGAGUAAUCCGCGAAGAUCCUGGCAAGAGUUCCAUGCAUAAUCGCGAGCCGGUCACACCGAGACUACUAUGGCAAAGUCUUAAAGAUUAUGAUCUUUGGCCGAUUUACUUACUUGGACUUGUCUUCCAAGUCCCCGCCACGCCGCCCGCGAAUUAUCUUACUCUUGCGCUCAAAGGACUCGGCUUCGACACUUUCCAAACCAACUUGCUCACUAUUCCAUCAACGGUCUUACAUGUGUUCACAAUGUUGGGUCUCACAUAUUUCGCUGAAGCUGUCAACGAGCUUACCAUCACUGCCUUAUUCGGUCAAAUAUGGGUGCUUCCGUUCUUGAUCUAUCUCAAUGUCACAAACAGCCAAGAAGUCAACAAAUGGGUAUUCUGGGUGGUAGUCUCACUGCUCUUGGCAUAUCCAAAUGCCCAUCCCAUUCAAGUCGCCUGGAACUCUCGAAAUUCUAAUGCGGUCCGACUCCGAACGGUUUCAGCCGCGUGCUACAACAUGUUUGUGCAAGCUGGUGGUAUUAUUUCUGCCAACAUCUACCAAGCAGACGAUGCCCCUCGCUACGUCCGUGGCAAUCGCGCGCUUCUCGGCAUCAACUGUAUGAACAUCGUCAUUUAUCUUCUUACCAAGGUAUAUUUUAUCGCUCGUAACCGAUACCGCGAGAAGAAAUGGGCUGCCAUGUCGGAGAAUGAGCGGCUGGACUAUCUCGCUACGACGACUGACGAAGGAAAUAAGCGGCUUGACUUCCGAUUCCAGCAUUAG